AUGUACUCCGAGCGUAUACUGACGAGCAUCAAAUUCACGUAUAGAAGUAAUAACGAUUACAGUCUUCAACUUACCCGUUGGUUUCUAAUGCCGAUCGCAGCUUGGCCACGAACAACUACAUCGACGAUGAUGGAGAGGGUCUCCCUACAAGCACAUGUUCUCGCUUGCUCGUCCCUGAUAGCAGUCGUUAUGGUACCAUGCAUGUUGUACGUGUCAUUGGAAGAAAAAGAUGUCCAGAUGAAGUUAAACGCGAUGGGUCCGCUAAGCCAUUGGAUCAUGGGCACGAUUAAUUAUUGGUUGCUCCUUACGAGCAGCGACAACAUCCGCGAAUGUGUGCAGCACAUGGAGAUGGACUGGAGGCUGGUUCGCAAGACCGACGAUCAGGAUGUAAUGUUGCGAUACGCAAAGAUCGGCCGCUUCGUCGCCGGAUUCUGCGCGAUAUUCAUGCAGAGCGGAACGUUCCUCUUCACCGUGGCCAAGGCGAUGACAUCUAUGAAUGUAAUCAUCGGUAACGAAACUAUGUCGGUGCACCCGAUGACCUGUCCGAUAUAUAGCAAAUUUAUAGACACAAGAUUCAGCCCCGCGAACGAGAUCAUGCUGGCUGUAGAGUUGCUGUCGUGUUUUAUAGUGAACUCGAUUACAGUGGGUGCUUGCAGCCUCGCGGCAGUUUUCGCAAUGCAUGCUUACGGCCAGCUAAGUAUGCUGUUCGCAUGGUUCAACGAUCUCGUCGAAGACGAGGAUAAGGGAAACAGUUUUGCCGAAAAGAAGCUGGCCACGAUUGUGGAGCAUCAUUUAAGAGUGCUGAGUUUUAUAUCGCGAAUGGAGAAUGUCAUGCAAAACAUCUGUCUUGUGGAAUUGGUGGGAUGCACGAUGAAUAUGUGUUUACUUGCGUAUUAUUCUAUUACGAAUUGGAGUGAUUUUGAUGCCGCAAGAAUAACAUCGUAUAUUAUCGUAUACGUAUCUAUGGCUUUCAAUAUUUUCAUAUUUUGUUACAUCGGCGAGAUUCUCACAGAACAGUGCAAAAAUGUCGGCGAAAAGGCAUAUAUGACUAAUUGGUAUAAAUUACCGCACAAAACUGCUCUUGGUCUCAUUUUGAUAAUAGCGCGAUCAAGUAAUGUUAUCAAGAUUACCGCUGGAAAAUUAUUUCAAUUGUCUAUCGCAACUUUUGGUGAUGUAAUUAAAACUUCUGUGGUAUAUUUGAAUAUAUUACGAACGAUGACUCCCACUACGUGAGUUACAUACGUUAAGUUCGAACAUAUAUUUUUAUAGAACAAAUGCGAUAUAAUAGAGAAAUAAUAGCGAUAUAUUGAAUAAAUAAUAAAUUGCAAAUAUGUAUAUAGAUAUAUCCCUAGCUGUAUACACU
Messenger RNA from Mycetomoellerius zeteki, 1363 nucleotides. Its product is annotated as odorant receptor 82a-like. Gene Ontology annotation, cellular component: plasma membrane. NCBI's taxonomy places the organism in Eukaryota, Metazoa, Arthropoda, Insecta, Hymenoptera, Formicidae. Gene Ontology annotation, molecular function: olfactory receptor activity; odorant binding. The transcript has 5 exons. Gene Ontology annotation, biological process: detection of chemical stimulus involved in sensory perception of smell; sensory perception of smell. The coding region runs from base 1 to 1233 and encodes 410 amino acids. The record is from RefSeq and is a predicted model, not a curated record.